AUGGCUGCAUGCACAGCUCGUAUAAAUAGAUUCUCCAAACCAUCGCUACUAAGCGAUAAAGACAUGAAUAAAAAGCCUCGAGGAUUUUCUCAAGAAGUAAGUAGUUUUGACGAAGAUGUAACUGUGGUCAAGUGGCUGGAUAAUAAGAUUACCCAUGUUGCUUCUAAUUUUGUUGAUAUUGGUGAAAAAGACUUAGUCAAGAGGUGGUGUAAGAAAGACAAGAAAUGUAUUGACGUUGAACGUCCCGAAGUGGUCAGGAAAUACAAUCACGCAAUGGGGGGAGUUGACCUUUUAGAUCAAUGUAUGAGCUACUACAGAACCUUCAUAAAAUCAAAAAAAUGGACUCUUCGGAUGAUAUUUCAUGCGUCUGAUUUAGCUGUAGUGCAGGCGUACCGAGAAUACCAAACUGACAAUGCGUUGCUAAACAUAGCAAAGAAUAAACAACUCACGUUGCUUCACUUUCGUCGUCAGGUGGCUGAAAGUCUGGUGUUGAGGAAUAAAAUUAUCAUCGGUAAAAGAGGACGGCCCAGUGGCAGUAGCCCAAUACCGCAAAUUAUUCCCAGAAGACCAGUCGAGGUUCGCCCUGUAGCAGAUAUAGCAAGAGACGGUGUUGGGCAUUUCCCUGCGCAUGAUGAGGGACUUGGGACACGGUGUCUAACGCAAUAUCUUUUGUACCGCCGAGCACUUUUAUCUACGCCUCCUUACCUAGACAAACAGAAACAAAGCGGCUAUAAUGCUGGAAGAAAUUUGACAGCAAAAUGCAUCGUCAACAUAAAAGAAUCAUUAGAAGAACUGUAA
Danaus plexippus (monarch butterfly) is the source of this 798-nucleotide messenger RNA. Its product is annotated as piggyBac transposable element-derived protein 3-like. Lineage: Eukaryota; Metazoa; Arthropoda; Insecta; Lepidoptera; Nymphalidae. The record is from RefSeq and is a predicted model, not a curated record. Bases 1 to 798 code for a protein of 265 amino acids. The transcript has 2 exons.